This is a messenger RNA of Peromyscus maniculatus bairdii (prairie deer mouse), 478 nucleotides long. Lineage: Eukaryota; Metazoa; Chordata; Mammalia; Rodentia; Cricetidae. The record is from RefSeq and is a predicted model, not a curated record.
UGCUUCUGAGGACCAGAAGGAGGGUUUUGCGUGCACAGAGAAGCUUCUCUGAGCUGCCGAGGCACUAACAAUGGACACUCAGAAAGACGUUCAGCCCCCAAAGCAGCAGCCGAUGAUAUAUAUUUGUGGAGAGUGUCACACCGAAAAUGAAAUAAAGUCCAGGGAUCCAAUCAGAUGCAGAGAAUGUGGAUACAGAAUAAUGUACAAGAAGGGGACUAAAAGAUUGGUGGUCUUUGAUGCUCGAUGAAAAGUGGGGAUUCAGGAGUGUCUUCAUUCAUACAUUUGCCCCCACUGAUGUUUCUCGUACAGCUUUUGACUUAGCUUACUUAGGACUACAACUGUAAACCUAUGGUUUCAUUUUAGAAAUGUGAUUGUAUUUUGAUACUUUGUAUAAAGGAAUUUUUGGUUUAGCAUACAGCUUUUAAUUUAUUGUGCUCUUAAUCUCUCACGCAAUGAAGAUGAAAAUUGUUUCCCCAAA